GCCAGCCUGUCCCUCCCACAUUCCUGAAACCUGCCCAGCCCUGUCCCCCCUCGCCACCCCCACACACUCAUCCCACCUCAGCUCCAGGCCCAGCCGCAGCCCACACCCCAGCCCAGCCCCUAACUCAUGAGGGGGAGACCCAGGGGCCCAGAGAGAUGGAGACUGAGAGUGAUGGGCUGAGAGAGACACAGAGAGAGGCAGAGAGUGUGGGACUAAGAGAUGGAGACCCACACGCAGGGUGAGAGACACGCACGCAGAGAUGGCACCCAGGAUGGACGAGAGAGACAUUUAUCCUACGUCACCCUGCCAGGCCCUGCCCAGGGUGCUGGAGGCAAACGGAUGAGCCGGCCCUGGCCCUGCCCUGGAAGGGUGUUUGGUCUACUGGGGAAAGCAAGGACAGGUGUGGAGGCUGAGGUGCAUGGGUCUGUGCCCUCCCUGGUGGAGGUAAUGCGAGGGAAGUCAGCCACCCUGAACUGCACCGCGUUGGGGACGCACGACCAUUUCGCGCUGGAAUGGUUUCUGGCCGACCGCUCCGGGGCCCGCCACCGCCUGGCCUCGGCCGAGCUGCAGGGCUCUGAGCUCCAGGUCAGGAUGCACGACUCCCGGGGCCGCAGCCCCCCGUACCAGCUGGACUCCCAGGGGCGCCUGGUGCUGGCCGACGCCCAGGUGGGCGACGAGCGGGACUAUGUGUGCGUGGUGCAGGCGGGGGCAGCGGACACCGCCGAGGCCACCACCCAGCUCCGAGUGUUCGCAAAACCAGAGGCCACCGAGGUCUCCCCCAACAAAGGGAUUCUAUCUGUGAUGGAUGACUCUGCCCAGGAGAUCGCCACCUGCAACAGCCCCAACGGGAACCCGGCCCCCCAGAUCACGUGGUAUCGGAAUGGGCAGCUCCUGGAGGUGCCCCUGGAGGUGAACUCAGAGGGCUACAUGACCACCCGUACCGUGCGGGAGGCCUCGGGCCUGCUGUCCCUCACCAGCACCCUCUACCUGCGGCUCCGCAAGGCCGACCGGGACGCCAGCUUCCACUGCUCCGUGCGCCACCGCCUGCCCGCCGGCCGGCAGGGCCGCCUGGACAGCCCUGUCUUCCGCCUCACCCUGCACUAUCCCACGGAGCACGUGCAGUUCUGGGUGGGCAGCCCAGCCACCACGGAGGGCUGGGUCCGCGAGGGUGACUCUGUCCAGCUGUUCUGCCGGGGGGACGGCAGCCCCAGCCCGGAGUACACCUUCUUCCGCCUCCAGGCCGAGCAGGAGGACGUGCUGAAAACAGAUCUCCAGGGCAACUUGACCCUGGAGGGGGUGCAGCGGGCCCAGAGCGGGACCUACGGCUGCAGGGUGGAAGACUACGACGCCGCCGAGGACGCCGAGCUCUCGCAAACGCUGGAGCUGCGCGUGGCCUAUCUGGACCCCCUCGAGCUCAGCACUGGGGAGGAGCUUCUCGUAUUCCUGAACAGCAGCGCCGCCGUGAACUGCUCCGUCCAAGGCCUGCCCACCCCUGCCCUACGCUGGACCAAGGACUCCAUUCCGCUGGGGGAUGGCCCCACGCUCUCACUCAGCAAAAUCACCUUCGAUUCCGCUGGCACCUACUUGUGUGAGGCCUCCAUGCCCAGGGUCCCCCUCCUCAGCCGCACCCGGAGCUUCAAGCUGCUCGUCCAAGGGCGACCAGAGGUGAGGCCAGAGGAGACUCAGCCCCAGGGAGAGGGCAGCUGGAGGGAAGGAGACGAAGUCAGGUUGAUCUGCUUUGCCCGCGGCUACCCAGAGCCCAAACUCAGCUGGAGCCAGUUGGGCGGCAGUCCAGCAGAGCCGGCCCCUGGAGGGCAGGGCUGGGUGAGCAGCUCCCUGACCCUGAAGGUGACCAGUGCCCUGAGCCGAGACGGCGUCUCCUGUGAGGCCUCCAACGCCCACGGGAACGCUCGGCACGUCUUCCAUUUUGGUGCCGUGGCCCCCCAGACCGCCCAGGCCGGAGUGGCCGUCAUGGCUGUGGCCGUCAGCGUGGGCCUCCUGCUUCUCGUCGUUGCUGCCUUCUACUGCAUGAGACGCAAGGGCCGCUCCGGCUGCUGCCAGCGGGGGGAGAAGGGGGCUCCGCCGCCUGGGGAGCCAGAGCUGAGCCACUCAGGGUCUGAGCGGCCGGAGCAGACGGGCCUUCUCAUGAGAGGCGCCUCUGGGGGAGCCAGGCGCAGCAGCGGUGGCUUUGCAGAUGAGUGCUGAGCCUGAGAACCUCCGUGAGGCAGUCCCUGGACCUGACCUGGAGUUAGCCACGGGCAUCAGAGAACCAGCCCUGCUCACGCCCCCGCCUGCCCCGCCUGCCUGGCCUUCCUUCUUGGGCCCUCCCUUCCUUCCUCUGCAGGCUGGGCAGGGACCUACCGCGUGCUGGCUCCACUGCUGCUGAGAGGGAGGGGG
This is a messenger RNA of Diceros bicornis minor, 2397 nucleotides long. RefSeq names its product basal cell adhesion molecule (Lutheran blood group) (gene BCAM). The transcript is spliced from 15 exons. NCBI's taxonomy places the organism in Eukaryota, Metazoa, Chordata, Mammalia, Perissodactyla, Rhinocerotidae. Gene Ontology annotation, cellular component: plasma membrane. The coding region runs from base 220 to 2205 and encodes 661 amino acids. The record is from RefSeq and is a predicted model, not a curated record.